UGUUCACACGGUAAAUUGAAUGACGUUGUUUGCUCUCAGAAUCACGUACACGAACUAACCUGUUCCCACGAUACGUUCGUAGUUACAUCUGACAACUUCAUUUAUGGUUAUACACAAUUUUUCGUUUUUUUUUUAUUUAAAGAAAAAUUAAUAAAAAUGGCUCAAUUCGAAAAAAAAAUGUAUCCGAAAAACUCCCAACAAAUGGAGUAUAAUAAGUGAACGGGCUUUGUUGGAAGUGUGGGGAUUAUUUAUGAGCCAGCUACGUGGAUGUCGAAAAAAUAGCCACAUUCUUCAAGAAAUGGCGUCCGAACUCGGGAAACAUGGGUUUUCGUAUACAUCUCACGAAAUAAAAACCAAGAUGCACAACAUGGCUGCGAGAUUUAGGAAGGAAAAGCGCCUAGUUGGUACAACCGGAGGUUCACCAUCAGAUUGGGAGCUAUAUAAAGAAAUGGAAAUGUUGCUAGCACCUUGCAAGACCUACAAUACUGAGUUCCUCGUUUUGGACAGUGUCAAUGAUAUUGAUGCCAUAUUGACAUGCGAAAUGUCCAACUCCCCACCCUCUUCACCAAUCAUUCCUAGUUCCUCUUCACAAUUAAAUACAACUGACCUAUCGUCGGAAUUACCAUUUACAUCAUCGUCGAAAAAGAGAAAAAGGGAAAAAGAGCAUGCUGAAAAGGUGGAAAGAAAAAUUGACAUUUUAAUAGAGAUAGAACAAAGAAAGGAGGCUAUAGAAGAGAAGAAAGAGGCUUUGUUAAGAAGCAUUGUGGAAAGGGAAGCGGAAGUACAAAAGGCUUUGGUAGAUUUUUUAAGAAAUGCUUAAAAUUGAAUAUAUAUUUAUGAUAUGUAACGACUUUUUUUUAAACUGCUUAUAUUUCCUUUAAUUAUAGUUUGCUCUUACUAUCUUAAUUAAAUACUUUGAUU
Molecule: messenger RNA, 921 nt
Organism: Musca domestica (house fly)
Lineage: Eukaryota; Metazoa; Arthropoda; Insecta; Diptera; Muscidae
Exons: 4
Coding region: 251-820 (189 amino acids)
Biological process (GO): positive regulation of DNA-templated transcription
Cellular component (GO): nuclear body
Source: RefSeq, a predicted model, not a curated record